This is a messenger RNA of Trichosporon asahii var. asahii CBS 2479, 813 nucleotides long. RefSeq lists its product as uncharacterized. The transcript is spliced from 3 exons. Bases 1 to 813 code for a protein of 270 amino acids. The record is from RefSeq and is a predicted model, not a curated record. Lineage: Eukaryota; Fungi; Basidiomycota; Tremellomycetes; Trichosporonales; Trichosporonaceae.
AUGUCGACCCUCGCCACCGCCGACCUUGGGCCCUCUGACGAUGAGGCCGACACUGACUUCGUUCCCGAGGGCCCCAAGAAGAAAGCCCCUCGUGUGGCGGGUCAGGCCGCCGGCUCGGACGACGAUUCGGGCGACGACUCUGACGACGAGGGUGGCGCGGAGGAGGUGAGCGACGAGCUCAAGAAGCUGCGCCAGGAGCGCGAAGAGCAGGAGGCGCUCGACAGGAAACAGCGCGCUGCCGAGGCCUUCCGUGCCAUGCUCGAGGAGGAAAAGCUCGGUGGACCCCUCGGUGGCGUGCCCCGAGUGCAGGUCGAAAUGGUCGAGAUUCAGCGACCACGUCGUUUCGCCGGUGAGACGAUCUAUGAAACGGUCUGCCUCCCGAGUGACGACCCAGAGGUUAUUCGUUACCUGCAGCAGCAGGAGCAGAAGCGCCUCGCGAGCGAGAUGUCGCCGUCCGGCUCUGGCUCUGUCACACCGACGCAUAACGGCAACGGACACACUGAGGCCGCCGCCGCUAUCGCCGCGACCGAGUCGCCGUCCAAGCCGCCUCUUCGGAAAGGACCGAUGCGCAAGCGUCCGCGGCAGUCGCUCGAGGCCAUGGCUGCCGCUAUCGACAAGGGAAAGAAGAUGACGACGCUGGAGAAGAUGGACUGGAAGUCACUCACGUCCUCGGACAAGCAUCUCGCGGACGAGCUGCAGGCGAACCGGCGAUCAGGCGGUUACCUAGAGAAGCAAGCGUUCUUGGAGCGUGUUAGCGAGCGCAAGGAGUCGUCUGCGCCGGGCAGCGCAUCGUCCGGAUCGCGCCGCGGCUGA